UCUGUAAACAAGAUAUUCAGUGUUGGUUUUUUUAAACUAAUUGAAAUAGCUCCAAUAUGUAUAUUAUUUAUCCCAAGUUUUCCACCAAUAGGAAUGCAAGGCAUGCACAGCAUCAGUUGAUAGUCAUUUGCUGAUCAUAUUGAGGUCAUAGUCACUCUGCCCACACCGAGCUGCAGAGGGCACAGAGAGGGUGGGGUAUUAUAGAGGAUACCAAUCCCAAAGAGAAAUUCCUCCCCCAGAGGAGAGCUUGUCCUGAGAACCAUGUGAUAAGAUUCAAAAGCUCUUGAUGUAGACUCAACUGGUUCACCAUCUUCCUUUCCAAAGUUAUAUGAAAAUUCUUCAGAAAAUAAACUCUGUGUCUUGGUGCACAAAAGUCCUCCAAAGAAACAUGGUGAAUUACUAUAAAGUACUAGGGGUGCCUCAAAAUGCUUCCUCCUCUGAUAUUAAGAAGGCUUACCACAAGUUAGCUCUUCAGGUACAUCCAGACAAGAACCCAGGAGACCAGGAAGCAGCUGAGGAGAAGUUCAAACAAAUGGCAGUGGCUUAUGCAGUCUUGUCUGAUGCCAAGAAACGCAACAACUAUGACAAGUCAAGAAGGAACUGCAUCGGAAGGGAAAACAGAAGAGACAGCAGGGACAAGGACAAUUUAAAGGAAGAAGUUGAAGAUAAGGACCUUUUCUCGGGAGAUAGUUUUUCCACUGGCAGUGUGGAUAGGGCCAAGCGAUUCCACUCCUCCUUCUUUGAGGUGACUCCCAUAUUGGACACAGGAUUUUCCACUUUUGUAUCCCUGGGGUCUGGACCAAAUUCCCCUUCCUCUGUGGCAUUUGUUCCUUUUGUAAGCAGUGGGAUGGGAAACUUCAAAUUGGUCACCACUUGUAGCCAGAUAAUGAAUGGCAAGAGAGUUGUUGUAAAGAAAGUUCUAGAAAAUGUGAGUUGGAAGACUGAUGUGGGAAACUAAUGCCUGUGUCAUCAGAUCCCUUCACACCACUGGUGAGGAGUUGCCAACGUAUUCUGUCAUAGGGAGACUUUGCUGUGAGGCUGGUGAGUCUGAUACUUAUCAAAGACAGAGUUGGAAUCUGAGAAUGUGUUGAACUGGAAUGGACAGGGGUUGGCUUAGUCUAGCCUUUCAUUCACAGAAGUAAAUCAUGGGCCAGAUGCUACACAAAGAACUAGGAAGCAGCAGGGUCUGGCCUCCGGCCCAAGUCUAAAUUGAGCUCUUUCUGCCUGCACACUAGCUUCUGAGACAGCAACCACCAGAGAUAUGGCCUUCUGAGAUAUUUGCAGGACCCUACCAUCAUAAAUCCCACUGACUUCUUUUGCCUGCCUUUCCUUGCUGUUAUGCAUUGCUUCUUUCCUGAUGGCCCUCUUGUUCUCUUCCUGACCUUUCUCUUUGCUGUUUCUCUUCCCACCUCAUUUUCUGUCUCCCCAUACACUUCCAGUGAACCAUAUCACAAUUAGGCUUUGUUGAAAGAGUCACCUACAUGUAGAUGAAUGUUGUCAGAGAAAGAGUGAAAAGUGAAAAGUAAACGGGAUAAGAUUUUUUAAAUAUACUCUUUACAAUAGCAUUUGAGGGCUCAAUAGAAGUCAGGAAAUCUGCUUUACAUAUGUUAUCCCAGAAAUCUUUUCAGCAGUGAAAUACAGUAGCUACAUUUACCCCCAUCCUAUAGAUAAGGAAAUGAAGCUUAGAGAGAUUAAGUAACUUGCCCCAGGCCCCACCUAAGAAUCAAUAAAACAAUGUCCUACUCUAAAAAAAAAAAAAAGUGCUUAUCUACUGAGCUGUAAUAUCUAUGGGUUCUACUCAUUUAUUUUUAGAUCUAGGGUCUUGCCCUCGAUGGAAAUUUAUACUAGUCAUCUCUAAACCUUACUUCCAUGCAUGAGUACUUCCUGGAACGUAAAUAUGCAAGCAUUUUGAGUAUUACUACCCAACAGGCACUGGUUAUUCCAACGCAAAAGAUAGAAGCAAUAUAAAAAGUUUCACUGAAACUAACAAAUGAUUGUCCCUUAACAUAGAAAUGUCAACAGAACCCCAAGAUGUGAAUUAUAUUUUUGUUUUGGAUUUUGGAUUGUUAAUGCAAAAUCAUGGGAUUCUUUAUUGUUGUUGUUUGUUUAACUAGAACUGGUUACAUUCUAAUGGCCUGAUUUAUGCUAAUAAACAGACCAGGCUCCAGAGGAGUGGCUUCCUGUGGAAAGUUACUGACGGAAUCUGCAUUAGAACCUUUGUCUUCCAACUUCCAGACUCAUGCUCAUUCUAGUAUGCCAUGCUGACUGGCAAAAUUUGGAUUUCAUUUGCAUUGCAGUUUUUUAUAGAAGCUAUGUAACAAAUGAUUAGCUUUCUUAAUCAAGGAACUUUCCCGUGUUUGUGAUUUUUAGAAGACACAGUUUUAUGUAGUCUUUGAACUUGUUUGAUCUCAGUGAAUUUUCUGAACUUGAAUAGGAAUAUGUCUGCAUCCCUCUGGCAAAGGGUAGCUUUCAGGCAGGGAGCAUACUUCCAGAAAGGAAGCAGAGGAUGGACUUGGAAUCAGAAUGCAUCCCAUUUCUUUCAAAGCCUAUACAUUUUCACUUGGUAGUCAUUGAGCACCUCCUAUAUGUCAGGCACCAUGCUUGGUGCCUUACAUGAAUGAGUCAUUACUAACCUCCAGAAUUCUUCAAGGGUUUAUUUCUAUUUUACAAGUGUAGAAACUGAGGCUCAAGGAGGUUAAGUAAGGGCUAUACAGUAAGUUGUGGACACAAGGUUCAGGCUGCAGUUUGCUCCACCUGGAAGCUCUCAUUUCCAUCAGGCCCUCUCCACUCCCCAUCAUUUGAGCUGCUAUGAUCAUGGUUUAAGAGGAAAGUUUUUG
This is a messenger RNA of Phacochoerus africanus (Common warthog), 2837 nucleotides long. Its product is annotated as dnaJ homolog subfamily B member 6-like. NCBI's taxonomy places the organism in Eukaryota, Metazoa, Chordata, Mammalia, Artiodactyla, Suidae. Gene Ontology annotation, biological process: protein refolding; positive regulation of proteasomal ubiquitin-dependent protein catabolic process. Gene Ontology annotation, molecular function: ATPase activator activity; Hsp70 protein binding. Gene Ontology annotation, cellular component: cytosol; endoplasmic reticulum membrane. Bases 329 to 958 code for a protein of 209 amino acids. The record is from RefSeq and is a predicted model, not a curated record. The transcript has a single exon.